Molecule: messenger RNA, 3146 nt
Organism: Pecten maximus
Lineage: Eukaryota; Metazoa; Mollusca; Bivalvia; Pectinida; Pectinidae
Exons: 3
Coding region: 990-1673 (227 amino acids)
Source: RefSeq, a predicted model, not a curated record
AACAAAACUUGCUAUAAAGGUAGACGUUUCUUUUCUUAUUAGUUUAGGAACUACUUUACAUUCAAAUAAGUAGUUUAGUAUAUUAUAAGAUUUGCUCUAAAAGUUUGACAAUUUAAGAGCAAGAGAAGAGUGGUUCAAUAUGGUGCAAUAAACUUGUUAGACUUCGUAAUGACCUGACAACAGUGGAGUACCCUUGUACUCACUAUCAGUGACCAGGGAGAUUAUAGAUUAAUGAAUACUCCAUAUAACAGAUAAUACGUCUGUACGAAUACCGGAUAUAGGCUACUACAGUAGAUAAAGGCCGUCAUGUUUAAGUUCAGGGCUCUGCCUCACAGAGAAACAAUGGCUGAUUGACCUUUAGCCUAUGGUUGAAAAGCAUGGCGUUCUUGACGUUUCAAAAAUAAAUAGGUACUGACAUGUUUUGUUCGCUAAGCUCUAUCAAAUCUCAAUUACAUCUUUUAUUUUUAUUUUAAACAGUUGUGUGGCCGGGGGAAAUCCGGAUACCGUGCUGGAAAAGUUUUUUUCUAUUAAUAUAAACUAAACAAUUUAGGGGGAAUUAAGCUGGUCUCGCAUAACUUCGUCUAUUUGAAUGAAGUAGAAAUCAGUAUGGUGCUUCGUUACAUCUCAUAACCCAUUUGAUACCAUACCACUGUGUAAGUUAGAUCGAUCGCGAGAAUAUCUGAAAUAUUGCCAGUGGAGGAUUGUUCCAGUCAUAGAAGCGAUCCGUUUUUAUACGGAAUAUCCUGGUUAAAAUUGUAAAUUAAUACAUCUGGCAAUUUUCCGGAUUUUUAUUUUCGACAGACAUGGUGAUUUGAGGAAAAGAAAUCUAAAGCGAUAGAGGAUAUUUCUGCGUCAGUGGACAUAAGGAGCGGAUUAGUUAAGUUUUAUUUAGGGACCGCGGCGUUUUAGGAUGCACAACUAAUAUCUUAUUUUUUAUUUAAAUCAUUUAAAUUUCUCGAUUCGGAUAUACGAAAGCCACUUAAUUAUUUAUGACAAUGUGUUGUAAAUCUUUCAAAAAGCUAAUUUUAGAAUCGAAAAUACUAAUCACAGUGACUGGAUUAGCGCUGUGUUUGGCGAAUAUACUACAAGUAGUUGGCAUUGUGUCUCCGGAAUGGGAUAUUUUUGACACACCGUAUUUUGGAUCCCGAAUUAGACUGUACCAGAAUCUGUGGACGGUUCAUGAUGAAAUAAAGGAUAAAGAUAUCCGGGAGGGAUUGCUUCCAAAAAUACUGCACAAUGGGUGGAAGGCUAUUAUUGUGAGAAUGGAACUCAGUGCCCUGGGAACUGGUGUGCUUGCUCUUUUUCUGGUCAUCGCUACAGCCUCCGUUAAAGUGUUGUCAAGGAGACGGGCCCUUCUGGUCACGUGUUAUGUUCUAGCAGUUCUGCUUACGUGUUCCUCUGCAGUUACAACUAUUUUUGGCGCCCAGACCUACAAAAAGAACUAUAAGAGUAUUCUAAGCGUUGAAGCAUUCAACCCUAAGAACAUGAUCCCAGUAGAGAAGUACGUGCUGUCCUGGGGGUUGCACGUGUGUUACGCGAGUGGCACUUUCUACAUAUUAUCGUCAGUUCUAAUCAUCACCAACAUCAUUAAAGACGUGACAUUAAUACCCAAGUCUGCUGUGUCGCCAUCAACUUCUAGGAAUGAACAAACUCCAAACUUAGGCGAAGUGUGAAAAACUAAUGAGUCUAGAGAAUGCAAGCAGACUUUGCAAUUAGAGGGAAGUCUAUGACCAACAACAAUGAAGAGCAAAACACGACAAUGGGGAAGAUCUGGUUACUACCAUCAUCAUUUUGGAUCGGGUACGUACCAAGGUACAAAAUACACAACUAUGAACCAACGAGAAUAUAAGGAAUAUGAACAAAUCCAGGAUUUAGGAAAAUGAUUAUGAACUACUUGCAGGACUGUGAACAACUCUCAGAACUAUCAACAUACAGGACUUUGAACAACUCUCGGGAUUAUAACCUGACGGGACUGUCAGCAACUCUCAACUUACGGGACUUUGAACAGCUCUCGGGAUUAUAACCUGACGGGACUGUCAGCAACUCUCAACUUACGGGACUUUGAACAGCUCUCGGGAUUAUAACCUGACGGGACUGUCAGCAACUCUCAACUUACGGGACUUUGAACAGCUCUCGGGAUUAUAACCUGACGGGACUCUCAGCAACUCUCGGGAUUAUAAACUUACGGGACUUUGAACAACUCUCGGGAUUAUAACCUGACGGGACUCUCAGCAACUCUCAGGACUUUCAACUUACGGGACUUUGAACAGCUCUCGGGAUUAUAAACUAACGGGACUCUCAGCAACUGACAGGACUUUGAACAGCUCUCGGGAUUAUAAACUAACGGGACUCUCAGCAACUGACAGGACUUUGAACAGCUCUCGGGAUUAUAACCUGACGGGACUCUCAGCAACUCUCAGCUUACGGGACUUUGAACAACUCUCGGGAUUAUAACCUUGAGGGACUCUCAGCAACUCUCAACUGACAGGACUUUGAACAGCUCUCGGGAUUAUAACCUGACGGGACUCUCAGCAACUCUCAACUUACGGGACUUUGAACAACUCUCGGGAUUAUAACCUUGAGGGACUCUCAGCAACUCUCAACUGACAGGACUUUGAACAGCUCUCGGGAUUAUAACCUGACGGGACUGUCAGCAACUCUCAACUGACAGGACUUUGAACAGCUCUCGGGAUUAUAACCUGACGGGACUCUCAGCAACUCUCAGCAACUUUCAACUGACAGGACUUUGAACAGCUCUCGGGAUUAUAACCUGACGGGACUCUCAGCAUCUCUCAGGACUAUCAACUUACGGGACUUUGAACAACGCUAGGUCUCAGGAUUAUAAACUUACGGGACUAGUUAAAAGGUAACAUAUACGAGGACUGUUAACAAUCUACGAGAAUUGGGAUGCGAGUGAAUAUUACAGUAAUUAGGAACAAUUAAACUGCAGGAAUGAACAAUUUCAGGACCAGAAUGUAAAACCGUCUCCAUGAAAGUAAUUUGAAAUUCGGGUUACAUUAGUUUGAAAAUAUAGAGAAAAAAAGUAAUUUGUAUUUGCAACAUAAAGGAUUGGAUAAAGAGUGAAGAUCAAGAUUGUACAUAUGCAGAUAGACUACAGGAAAUGAGAUAAAGAAAAUUGCAAAUCA